UCGGCGCUGUUCAACUUCCAGUCGUUGCUGCUCGUCAUCAUCCUGACGAUCUGCACAUGCACGUACAUACGCGCCAUCGCGCCGAGCCUGAUCGACAAGAACAAGCAAGGAUUCUUGGGCCUGUUCUUCAUGUCCGCGCGAAUAGGAGAGCGGUUAUCGCCUUACGUAGCCAUGGCUUGCAUAGCCAUGGCCGUGACUAUCCUC
Punctularia strigosozonata HHB-11173 SS5 is the source of this 204-nucleotide messenger RNA. Its product is annotated as transmembrane protein 167A. The annotation marks the transcript as partial. The record is from RefSeq and is a predicted model, not a curated record. Gene Ontology annotation, biological process: protein secretion; intracellular transport. NCBI's taxonomy places the organism in Eukaryota, Fungi, Basidiomycota, Agaricomycetes, Corticiales, Punctulariaceae. The transcript has 3 exons.